AUGUCCCUUAAAAUCUUCCAUACGGGUGUCACCGGUUACAUCGGCGGCGAUGCCUUCUACGCCCUUUACGAGAAGCAUCCAGAGUACGAGUACUCCCUCCUCGUGCGUAACGAGGAGCGUGCCGAUCCCGUGAGGCAGACGUACCCCAAGGUCCGUCUGGUGAUCGGGUCCCUGGACGACGCGGACGUAAUCGAAAAGGAAGCCGCGGCUGCCGAUGUUGUUGUCCACACCGCCGAUUCCGCGGACGAUGAGCCCUCGGCGAAAGCCAUCGCGAAAGGCCUGGCCGCGGGCCACUCGCCUGACAAACCCGGCUACUGGAUUCACGUAUCAGGUACCGGCAUGCUGCAAUGGUACGACGACAAGCACAAGCGCUACGGCGAGGCCCCCCUCCCGGAACAGGAAUACCACGAUAUCCGCGACAUUGACCGUAUCCUCAACUUCCCAGACGAGGCCCUUCACCGCAACGUCGACAAGAUUGUGCUCGCCGCGAACUCCCCUGCCGUGCGUAUCGCCGUCGUCGCCCCGCCUACCAUCUACGGCUCCGGCCGCGGCCCGAUAAACCGGCGCUCGAUCCAGGUGCCGGCGCUCGCGCAGGCCACCCUCGAGAAGGGCUUCGCGCCCAUCAUCUCACCGGGCAAGACGGAGUGGGACAACGUCCACGUGCACGACCUCGCGCGGUUCUUCGUGACACUCGUCGAGGCCACCCAGGACGGGUCCAAGAACGCCGACCCGGAGAUCUUUGGGCCUCGGGCGUACUACUUCGUCGAGAGCGGCACGCACGUCUGGAGCGAGAUCGCUAAGCAGAUCGCCGAGGAGGCCCACAGACAGGGGUAUCUGCCCGCGCCGCUGACCAAGGAGGUGACCAUGAAGGAGGCGCUGCAGUGCGACGGGGUCUCCAACAAUAGCUGGGGGCUGAACUCGAAGAGCAAGGCGGAGCGAGCGCGCAAGUACUUUGGGUGGGAUGCCAAGGAGAAGAGUCUGCAGGAGGACAUCCCCGAGCUCGUGUCUUUGGAGGCAAAGAGAUUGAACAUGGAGCCGCACAAGAAGUAG
Colletotrichum graminicola M1.001 is the source of this 1050-nucleotide messenger RNA. RefSeq lists its product as uncharacterized. The record is from RefSeq and is a predicted model, not a curated record. Lineage: Eukaryota; Fungi; Ascomycota; Sordariomycetes; Glomerellales; Glomerellaceae. The coding region runs from base 1 to 1050 and encodes 349 amino acids. The transcript is spliced from 5 exons.